This is a messenger RNA of Doryrhamphus excisus (bluestripe pipefish), 4017 nucleotides long. Lineage: Eukaryota; Metazoa; Chordata; Actinopteri; Syngnathiformes; Syngnathidae. The record is from RefSeq and is a predicted model, not a curated record.
CAGGAAGUGGGGGAAAUGAGGAGAUAAAAAUCACCCUGUGUCCUGCAACCCAGCCAACAAACAGACAAUGUGCAGUUAAGUUUGUGAAAUCCUAAAAUAUAAGUAAGCCUUCCUGUCAUCUUUAGCAGAAGCUCUGACCUCAAUCUGAGGAUUUACAACUGGCCAUUUGCGGGAUUAAACUCUGUGAUUUGUGACUUCCUCCUCCUCCUCCUCCUCCUCCUCUCUCCUGCUGCCUCAGAGGGGCUCAUUCCGCGUCUUUUCUCCCAUCAGCAGCGGCCUGGAUGCUCGCUGGGCUCGAACAUGGCUGUGAAUCUUGCAAAGAACAGACUGACCCUGCUCACCGCCUACCAGGACGUCAUUGACGAGACCUCCGACACCGACUGGGCCUUGUACACGUACGAAGAUGACAGCAAUGAUUUGACGUUGGCAUCGUCAGGAGGGGGCGGCCUCGCGGAGAUCACGUUGACCUUUGACAGCGGCAGGGUCAUGUACGGCUUCUGCAGCGUGAAAGAGCCCAACGCCGCCUUGCCACGAUACAUCCUCAUCAACUGGGUCGGCGAGGACGUGCCAGAUGCCAGGAAGUGCGCCUGCGCCAGCCACGUUGCCACCAUUGCAGACUUUUUCCAGGGUGUGGCGGUCAUCAUCAAUGCCAGCAGCCUAGACGACAUCGAUGCAUCAGCCAUCGGACAGCGUCUUACCAAUGGUACGGCGGUGGUGGCGAGUCCGGUUCUGAGCCGCCUGAAAACCAGAGACGAGGAGCACGGAGAUGUGGGCACGGUGUACCAGAAGACUAAUGCAGAGGUGGAGAUGAAGAAAAUCAAUCGUGAAGAAUUCUGGGAGCAGGCCAAGCGCGAGGAGGAGCUGAGGAAGGAGGAAGAGAGGAAGAAGCUGGCUGAGGAGCGACAGCGUUUUGAGGAGGAGCGAAUGGAGCUGGAGAGGAAGGAGCAGGAGAACCGAGAGAGGAGGUACCGCGAGCGCGAGAGGCAGAUUGAAGAGCACAGGAAGAAGAUGCUGGAGGAAGAGGAGGCCAAAGAGAGAAUGCAGAGUCAGAGCACCUUACCAGCUGAGCCGAGCAUUGAUGACCUCACCCUGGACAAGAAGGAGUCUGAAGUGGAAGUUCAGGAGGCCAAGGCCAUCAUCGCGCAGCGGUCAGGAAACCCGCGGGAGUUUUUCAAGCAGAAGGAACGAGCCAUGACCAUCAGUGUCGACACCUCGCCUGUCACCAUCCACCGCAGCGGCCGCUUGGACAGCCCCUUCUUGAGGCAGCAGCACAGUCCCUGCAGCCCCAGCUCGACUCCCCCAACCAGGGGUGUGUCGCCCCUCCGCACACCGCCACAUGUACGGACGCAGCACACGGCUGCAGCCGGGAACGACCAAGAAAGCACGGAGCGCACCGUGGCCACGGUGUCGCCCAUUCCGAAAAUCGUCACCACCCCCAUCAAAGAGGACUCGAAGCAGGAGCAGGACUGUACAUUCGACUGGGAGCCAAAGCCGGAACAGAAAGCUUCUUCAGUCCAGGAGUCGACACCCUCCAAACCUGUGCAGAGCGUCGCCCCUCAGGCCCGUGACCCCUCUGGAUUCUCCACGUGGGACACAGACAACCUGGUUGACGUGUGGGACAGCAACGCCACCCCCGCUAGCGAGACCCCUCAAGCCUCCCACUCAUCCAAUCUGGUGGAUUUGAUGGGUGACGACGACAUCCCCUCUGCCGCCGCCGACGCCACCGGCGCUCACCCUCAGCCCCUCCUCAGCUUCGACGAGAUGAUGGACGGCACUCUCUGCUCAGACGACCCCACCAGUCUGGUGGACGUGACCGCUUCUGAGGAGAUGACCCUCAGCUACCAGCACGCACUGCAGCACGCCACCGGCCCGCAGCUGGAUGACGGACAGCUGCUGAUGACCAAUGGAGAGACGCUGAUGAAAGAGGGAACUCAGGCGAGUGAAGGCUAUUUCAGCCAAUCACAGGAGGAGGAAUUUGGCCAAUCAGAUGAGGGCACGGCAAAACCAGCACCAGUCUUUUAUAACAAGCCGCCAGAGAUUGACAUCACAUGCUGGGACACGGACCCGGUGGUGGACGAUGAUGAUGACUAACCGGCCAAUCACAUGCUGAGGCAAAUGUAGGAAGUGCGCUUCUUAGGGAAACCAAUUUUUCUAAAAAAAAAAACAACAAAACAACAAAAACAUCCUGAAUUAUAAUUGUGUAUCUUUUUGAGGAACAUAAUAACGGUAGCCGAACAAGAUGGGGGGUUAAAUAUAAGACAAAUAAUUUUUUUUUUGUGUGUAUGUGUUUUUAUUUGUUACUUUAUUUAUUUGUUUUUUCUUUUUUUUUUGCUAUGCAGAUGUAAUAGCUGGGAGUGGGAUUACUUUUGUUUGUGACAACUUAUUAUUAUUAUUAUUAUUAUUAUUAUUAUUAUUAUUAACGUAGCGCACUGCUGCACAGUAGAGACGAUGACAAGCGCAUAGUAGUGCUUUAAAGAAAACAACAGCCUGUAAAGCUAACCUGGCCGCCAUGUUGUCUUCAGCUGCCUCGCUUUUACCUUUUCGUUCCCGCCAAGCGACUUAAUCUUCUAUUCCAGCAAGAUAAAGUAAGAUUAAGUGUCUUGAUGAUUAUUGUGGAUUAUUUUUUGCUGCACUUUUCAUUUAGUGGAUGAACAGCAGCUCUCUGCUUCCAUUCAAUUUUGCAUUUUUUUUUGCCCUAAUUUUAACAUAAUUACAAGUGAAAAAAAAAUACACAUUUUGCAUCUAUUCCUGAUGAGUAUAGUGUAGAUAUUUUUCCAGGUUUUUAGAGGAGCGGUGUGGACAUUUUGUUGACUGUCCACUGGUGUACAGACAGGCGACAGAUGUUACAGAGAGGGAGGAAACAGCUAGAAGAAGUAGACAUUUUUUACUGUCUUGGGGUUUGAUCUGGAACCAUGCAUUUUGUUCUUUGAGCAAAUUGAGUAUUAAGGGCCACGCUGAAAAGAAGAGAAUAAUAGAGCUCCGACAGAAAAGGUGUAAUAUUGAAUUUGUCGAGAGGAGAACAUGAGAAUAGAGUUGAAAUAUAACAAGAAACAUGAUAAAUGUACUGAAUGAUUCUUGUAAAAUGUUCUUUUUUUACUGUAGUCAUUUUAACACAUUUAUUCUUGUAAAAUUACUACUUUUUUGGAAUAUUUUGAUUUUUUUUUCUUUUAUUUAUUUUUUUUUCAGCGUGGCCCCAAUACUCCUCAUUCUGACCCUGUUGCUCGACUGUUCUCACAAAAAAACAGCUUUUUAUUUUGACUUUUUAAAUGGAUAUGUGUGGAGUUUGCCACCAGGGGGCGUGUUUGUGCUAGAAAUGACUUCCAGGGCCCCUUUUUUGAAUAUUAGCAAUGACAUUGUUCUAGUCUUUUUGCUGUAUAUUCCUUGUAGAAAAUUAAACUUCUAGGCAAUAAUAAUGCUAAUAAUAAUAAUGUGUGUGUGCGUGCGUGUGUGUGUGUGUGUGUGCGUGUAUGUUCACCUGAAGUCAUUUUCCUCAUUUAGAAUCUCACAUCAACAUCGAUGACAUUCUGUAAUAAUUAACAUAUGUUCGUCAACAGAUAUGCAACUUUAAUUUGCUGUUUUGUUUCGUCACAACACGGGAAGAAUGAGCUCAAGAUGUCAGGAUGUUUAAAAGUGGCUUUUUUUUGGGUGGAAAUUAAAGAGGAAGAUUGGUUCAGAAAGAGAAUGCCUUGACUCUGUCACGCACACUUUUCGCUCUUUCGUUCAGCAAGUGUUUUAACAUUGAAAAAGCUGCUUUGUUGCUGCUGCAAUAGCUUGAGUCCUCCUUGUAGUUUACAUCCCCACCGCUAGAUGGCACCAUUUUUCACGGUUUCCUUCAAGCUUUUGCCCUCUCUGUGGAGGUUUUUAAUGGCUUCCUGUACACCUCCCACCGUCGCUCGCGCUCAUGUUUCACUCUGGUCUUAAAAUAUAAUAUACUUACAUAAUCGCCAUGUUUCUCCUUUGUCAUCUCUUCCAAUAUGUCGACUGAAGCAUUAAAGUUUCUUUUUCUAAAAGGUGCAA